AUGACAAACCAGGAAAAAAUCGAGGCUCUUAUAGACGAGGCCCUCAGCAAGCAGAAACAGGGUGACCGAAGCUCGUUGUGGGACUGUCUUGUGCUUGUAGGACUCACGUCUAUCAACGAAGGGCAGUACGCGGCAUACCUUUAUAAAACAGCCCUAAAGACUACGCCAGCUGAAUCUCGACCAUUAUUGUGGCGGCGCUAUGUGGAUGCGCUCUCAGAAAUGCUCAUAGUUGUUGGACUGCCAAAGACUUUGAACGCGCUCUACUCAAUGAUGCCUUUGGUCGAAAAGAGUGAUCUCAUUCAUCUAAAAAGGUCAGAAUGGGAUGCCGAUACCUCGGCGAGAGGCUGGCAGUACGCAACACGAACACACCAUGACUGGGCCGAACGCUAUGCGGAGGUUGCUCUAUAUGCACCUGAUGUGGCUCGAAAGGGUUUCCUCUUGCAACUCUACGUGCAGAUUGAUCCUGUCUGGAACUAA
Trichoderma gamsii is the source of this 477-nucleotide messenger RNA. RefSeq lists its product as hypothetical. The coding region runs from base 1 to 477 and encodes 158 amino acids. The record is from RefSeq and is a predicted model, not a curated record. The transcript has 3 exons. Lineage: Eukaryota; Fungi; Ascomycota; Sordariomycetes; Hypocreales; Hypocreaceae.